Molecule: messenger RNA, 1608 nt
Organism: Suillus clintonianus
Lineage: Eukaryota; Fungi; Basidiomycota; Agaricomycetes; Boletales; Suillaceae
Exons: 4
Coding region: 382-1608 (408 amino acids)
Biological process (GO): translational initiation
Cellular component (GO): cytosol
Molecular function (GO): protein-folding chaperone binding
Source: RefSeq, a predicted model, not a curated record
CUUCUGGGUUGUGCUUGAAUGAUCACCUACACUUUUGAUUGUGCCCCGGCGCUUUCUUAUGGUGUUUUUGGGUCACAUCGUAUGAGUAGUCCUCGACUCCUCGUCCUGAGCUACAGUCGUCGACGACCAAGGGAGUAGGACUCAUCUGUUUCCGCCGUGUUUGGUCAUUUGGACAUAUUGUCGGGUCCAUGGACUUAUUUUCUCACGUGUGUUAUAAUACUCUUGACGUCAGUGACUCCGGAUCCAGACAGUUCUGGGAUGUUCUGGGGAAAUCGAGACAGAGAGGUUGAAUGUCCUGAACUUUCCUGAACAACAUUCGCCACCGCAGCAUAGUGCUAUAUAGUACUGACUUCAACCUACAUCUCCUAAAUACAUCACCUUAUGGGCGCCGACUACUACAAGCUUUUGGGCAUUUCUCGGGACGCCACCGACGAUGAAAUCAAGAAGGCAUACAAGAAAAUGGCUCUGAAGUGGCAUCCAGACCGCAACGGAGGGUCUGAAGAAGCUUCAAAGAAGUUUAAGGAGAUUUCAGAAGCAUUUGAAGUCCUCAGUGACAAGGACAAGCGAACCAUAUACGACCAAGUCGGUGAAGAAGGCCUCAAAGGCGGCGGUGGAGGGCCUGCAUCUGGCGCUGGUUUUCCUGGUUUCGCCAGUUCCUCAGGCUUCCCAGGGGGGGCCACUUUUUCAUUCACGUCUGGUCCUGGGGGCAGUCCAUUCGCAUCAAGUACUGGUGGCGCACGGCCAGGUGGCUUUGCGCCAACUGACCCGCAAAAAAUAUUCGAGCAAAUAUUCAGCCAAUUUGGCGGCAUGGGUGGAGGCUUCGGAGGCGGUUCUGGAGGUUUCGGGGGCAUGGGCGGUUCUCCAAGCAUGGGCGGAAUGGGCGGCAUGGGCGGCAGGAGUGGAAUGAGUGGCAGGAGUGGUACGAGUGGCAUGGGCAGAAGUCCGAACAUUUUUGAUGACGACGACAUAGGUGGUGGAUCUUUCUACGGAAUGCCAGGGGGCAUGCCAUCAGGGCGACAAUCUCCCGGACGUCAAUCAUCUACGUCAACUUCAACCUCAGCAUCAGCCCCAUCAGAGACUACUCGCCCACUGAAGCUCUCUCUUGAAGAGCUAUAUUCGGGUGCGACUAAACACCUGAAGGUCAGCAGACGACUAUUGGACGGCACCACGGAGGAGAAGGUCCUUGAAAUUCAAGUUCUCCCUGGCUGGAAGAGCGGCACCAAGAUACGUUUCCCUCGAGCCGGCAAUGAGCAGCCGAACGGCGAGGCACAAGAUCUGGUCUUCGUCGUGGAGGAGAAGCCACACGAGGUUUUCACACGAGAAGGCGAUGAUCUGAUUUGCCGCCUAAGGAUACCCUUAAUCGACGCACUCACAGGCGCAGACGGAAAGAGGACUAUCGAGACUUUGGACGGCCGAAAACUGCAGAUCCCGUUGCCUCCUGGCGUUAUAAAACCCAACCAGGAGACAAGAAUUCCCAACGAAGGGAUGCCGAUUAGAAAGCAGGGCAGCCUGAAGAAAAAAGGAGACCUCAUAGUGCGGUGGGAUGUGGUAUUCCCAGACCGACUUACGCCCGCACAGAAAGAGGGCCUGAAGAAGGUGUUGGUCUAA